Messenger RNA from Osmerus eperlanus (European smelt), 639 nucleotides. It is a transcript of the gene nebl, whose product is annotated as nebulette. NCBI's taxonomy places the organism in Eukaryota, Metazoa, Chordata, Actinopteri, Osmeriformes, Osmeridae. The coding region runs from base 141 to 608 and encodes 155 amino acids. The record is from RefSeq and is a predicted model, not a curated record. Gene Ontology annotation, cellular component: focal adhesion. The transcript has 4 exons. Gene Ontology annotation, molecular function: actin filament binding.
UCAAAACACAUGCUGAUAAACAUACUGUUGUGGACUGCAAGACACAUUCAGCUAUCCGACUGAAGUUUACGGUUCAAUGUUUUUGAACAACUUUUAUACGUAUUUCACAAUUUGAUUCUUAAGAUACUUGGUUGUAAAAUAUGAAUCCUCAUUGUGCAAGAUGUGGGAAAAUUGUUUAUGUGACGGAAAAAGUGAACUGCUUGGAUAAGAUUUGGCAUAAAGGAUGUUUCCACUGUGAGGUGUGCAGAAUGACUCUAAAUAUGAAGAACUACAAAGGCUAUGAGAAGAAGCCCUAUUGUAAUGCGCAUUAUCCAAAGCAAUCAUUUACCAUUGUUGCGGACACUCCUGAGAACCUCCGACUGAGACAGCAAAGUAUGCUUCAGAGCCAGGUGAAAUACCGCAAAGAUUACGAGGGAAUGGGCUCACAAGGUGUCACUCAGGGAGGCUACGCUCAGUCUCAAGUGUGGCAGGACAACAAGACAUCUGAGCACCCGGCACACAAACGUGUGCACCAAUACAUCAUGGAAAUGGCCCACAGGCCAGGCAUCAUCGUAGGUGGGCAUCCUCCAUUAUUGUUACCAUUUUAUAAUACUGUACACUUAAGGUAAGCAGGAUGCUCUUCAGCAUCAUUAUACAUUC